AUGCGCGUCUCUCUCCUUCGCAAAGUGCCUGCUCCUAGUUCAGGUUUAUUACAUAGAACUCGCUCUAGCGUCUCCGGGGGCUUUCACCGGCGGAUCGUCGAAUCUUUCCACGGACAAACCGACCAAAAACCGCCAAGUUCUUCGGCCGCCCAAAACACUUCAUCAGCAGAAACGCCCCAGCAAAAACCAACAUUCCAACCACAACAACAACAACAACAACCCCUAAUCUACCCCAGCGCCCCAUCUCCCCAUCAUACCUCCCUCACCACCUUCCUCGCCUACGCCACACGCACCGGCCUUGACCAGUCCUCCACCGUCUACGUCGGCACCCACUUCGAGUACACCACCGCCGCGGCCCUCUCCCCCUACGGCUUCUCCCUACGCCGCGUCGGCGGCAGUUCCGAUGGCGGCAUCGAUCUCCUAGGCGUCUGGACUCUGCCACGUCCCGCAGCUACCCGUAGCCGGACUGCCAUUUUGACCACCCCGCUGCGGGUCCUCGCGCAGUGCAAGGCUAUCCAACAGCCUGGGCCGCACCUGAUACGGGAGUUGGAAGGGGCUUUUGCGAGUGCGCCGGCAGGGUGGCGGGGCACGAAUGGCGGGGUGAUUGGGGCACUAGUGGCGGAACGGCUGGCGACGAAAGGGAUUCGGGAAGCGUUAGCGCGGAGUAGGUGGCCGAUGGUGUUUGUGGCAUGUUCGCGGGCGGGGUACGUGGAGCAGUUGAUGUGGAAUCGGAGGGCGGAGGACGAAGGGUUAGAGGGGUAUGGUGUGGGUAUGAAGUAUAACGCUUCGGGUGAUGCGAGAGAGUUAGUGUUAACGUGGAAGGGAAGGAAUUUACCGUUGGGGCCGAAGGAGACGAAGGGGUGA
Messenger RNA from Dichotomopilus funicola, 864 nucleotides. RefSeq lists its product as uncharacterized. The record is from RefSeq and is a predicted model, not a curated record. NCBI's taxonomy places the organism in Eukaryota, Fungi, Ascomycota, Sordariomycetes, Sordariales, Chaetomiaceae. The coding region runs from base 1 to 864 and encodes 287 amino acids. The transcript has a single exon. Gene Ontology annotation, cellular component: mitochondrion.